UUUAACACAAGAAUCAUCAAGAUUGGAUCAUCCAGAGGGUCCCUCAUCUGCAUUGCUCUUGAACGACCAACAAAGUCCGCCAAACGCAGAAAUUGCCGAGAUGCUCGCCCAAGAAGCCGCCGCCUCUUACUUCAACAAUAAGCGGCCCGUGUGCCCUUCGCCGCUGCUGCAGCCUGGCACGCCGCUUCUGGAAAGUAAAAAGCGCAGAAAGCAAGCUACGCCAAUCCGCGUAUCUAAUUUGUUUGAAUUUGAAAACAAGGAAUAUGUUGACCAAAAAAGCAACGGGGAAGAACCCGAGCAAGGUGAAAAUGUGGAACCGAAAGAUAUACAGAUGGCCGAUCAAGAGCGCGGAUUAAUGCCUCACGAACGAGAAGAUUGGUUACCUAUGCUGCCAUUUAAUAUAUUUCCUGACGGCGGGCAUCUUUUGCAAAAAUCACAAUUCUUAUCCAAAAACGGGUUUCUGCCAUUUCUUCCUGGUUUACCUUCAUCUCCGCCAAUAAGAAUAUUUAAUCCUGAGGCUUAUUGUAAUUUAUGCCAUAAGGAGUUUUGCAAUAAGUAUUUCCUGAAAACGCACAAAGCCAAUAAACAUGGCAUUUAUGAAAAUAAUACAGAUGCACAAGCCUUUGGCGCAUCUAUGAGACCAAUUAAACCAGAAUCAUUACUGGAUCCUAAUUAUUUUACGACAAAAUGUUCUGUGCCAAGUGAAGAUAGCACGGUUCCAUCACCGACAGGCGAAGGAAAUGCAGAAUUGGCAUGUAGUAUAUGCCCAAAAAAGUUUUCAAAAGCUCUUGCACUGCGUCGCCACACUAUAGAAGAACAUGGACAAACAUCUCCUCCACUAGAAGCGCAACCUCUUCCACCACCCCAGGCAACGCCAGUUACAUCCAUUCCAUCUGUCAUUAUUAAUUCGGAUACUACAAAUCAGUCACAGACGACGUUUCCGCGAAAACUGUCUCCAGAGUCGUGUCGAAUGGCGCGUAGUGCAGGAUUUGCACCAGAUUAUUUAAAGAAAUUGGGCAUUUUAGACCCAGAAGCUUUUUGUGAAAUUUGUUGCAAAGAAUAUUGUAAUAAAUAUUUUUUAAGAACUCACAAAUUAAAACGUCAUGGUAUCUUACUUACUGAUGACACGCCCGGUGGACCGAUUAAAGAAGAAAAUCAGCAGAACGAUUUGCAAUCGCAAACGAGUCCUUUAAACCUGAUUAUGGAUGCAAAAUCUAAACAUGGAUCUUUAACCACAAAUGAAAAUGAUACAUUUAUGGAGAGUGAUCCCGCUUCAAAUGAAAGCGAUUCACCUGUCUCAUCGAAUUCCCAAGAUUUAUGUAAAAAUUUACAGAAAAUUCAAACUAUGAUUUUACAGUUAAAUAAUUUGCAAAAUAAAGAUCCAAAUGCAAUGAUUGGCUAUGGCAAAAUAAAAGAUGAAACUAAUGGUUUGUCAUCACAUGCGCGAGAAGACAAUUGUGGUAAUAUGGAUGACAAUACAGUAAUAAAGGAGGAAGCUAUGAAUUAUCACGAUUUCAAGAGAGCUGACAUGUUUAUGCAGGGAUGCGAACCCAAUCAGAGAACUCCAGAUAAACAACCACUUAAUGCUUCACAAUCCAUUGGCACACCUAAUUUAUCACAGAAAAACUUUAAUAUUAUGAAUAGUUUCUGCGAAAUAUGCAACAAACAGUUAUGCAAUAAAUAUUUCAUGAAAACGCAUAUGGAGAAAAUGCAUGGAAUUCAAAUUAACAAUGAGUUUAAAAUCGGCGGUGUUAUUUGCGAUAUUUGCCAAAAAGAAUUAUGUAGUAAGUAUUUUUUAAAAGUGCAUAAACAGAACACGCAUGGUAUAUUUGAGGACGGCAUGAGCGCGACGAACUUAAACCAGAGCGCUUCUUUAUUUCCGGGAAACUUGGGAUUUCCCACACAAUUUACACCACCGGAACAGAUGUCACAAUAUGCAUCAAUGCCAGAAGCUUCUGAGUCCGCAAAAGAGGCGGAACGUUCGCCGGAUAAAGAGCGUAGAAUGUCUGAUAGCUUACCAAAAAAUGAACAAGAUACAGACAUGUGUCCCUUAUGCGGUAGACGUUUCCGGGGAAGCAAGUGGUUGCGUUCGCAUCUGCUCAACGACCAUGGCACGGAAACGCGCGAGCCGGAUUCGUUUCAAGCGAGCGUUGCGACAAAUAUCUUCGAUGGCGGACCAAGCAAAACGUAUCGUUGCAAUUUCUGCGAUUUCAGUUCACCCAUUCUCGCACUGCUUUUUGUUCACGAGCGAUCGCACAUUUCGAACCAGACGCCAGUGCCGGUAAACUCAAAUGCAAACGCAAACGCAAAUGCGAACACAAACGCGAACGCGAACGCAAACGCAAAUACGAAUGCAAACGCGAACGCGAAUGCGGCCAAUGCGGCCAAUGCGGCCGAUCAAGGUAAUGCGGACGUGAAGCGAUUCCUGCGCGACGUUGCCCGGAGACACAACCUGGUCUCGUCGUACGCCCUUCCCGAGCCGCGCGGACCUGAUGCGCGGUACGAGAUGCAGCCGUUCGUGCUGGAGCAGUUUCCUGUCGAGAACGAAGAUCCUGAGCACGGCAUCUUGCCGGCUGUCAUCUAUUUGCCGGUAGCAGAAAAGAUCAACAACAAACUGAGCGUCACCUUCAGCCUGACGCCAAUCUAGACGUCGGCGCAGUAGGUCGACGAUCGCCAUCUUUCCGACAUUUGCAUCGGCUCACUUCCUGCAUAGAGGGAAGUCAGUACAACAACAAAACCAAACAUUCCACAAACCGGCCGUUUCCCUUAAUAAGUCCUUCCGCA
Molecule: messenger RNA, 2784 nt
Organism: Ctenocephalides felis (cat flea)
Lineage: Eukaryota; Metazoa; Arthropoda; Insecta; Siphonaptera; Pulicidae
Exons: 2
Coding region: 101-2647 (848 amino acids)
Source: RefSeq, a predicted model, not a curated record